GAUGAUCAAAAUUKAUAUAAUUCAAUGUAUAUAUAACCUGGCUGACAAUGGCUGGUCUAAUAGGACAUCCAAAGGUUCAAUAAUAGUUAUCUCAUUAAUUAAGCGCAAAGUUUGAAUAACCGAUGACAAUGAGUUCAGUUAGCUUUUACUACAUUUGUCUUUUAAUAUCACUAUUUGUUUUGAGUGUCAGUAAUGAUAGAAAUGAGUGUCAAUUAUUUGGAUCUAACGGUACAUAUGAAGGCGUUGGUGUUUAUAGAAAUCUCGACAAUAAUCGGCUAAUGAUGUAUAACAAGCAUAAAGAGUGGGAAUUUGUAUUGAAUAACAAUACAAUUGAAUUCAAUACAAAUAUUAUCAAUGAAUUGGAUUCAAAUGCAAUCAUUAGAUUUACAGCUGUGGUUGAAGUAAAAAAUAGUAAUAUUAACAAUUAUGAUUGCAGUGUUGUAACAAAUAAAUCGACGACAAAUGACUGCAUAUUAAAAUGUUUUCUGUGUAUUAAAAAUACAUUUAAAAAGUUUAAAAGAAAUUCAGCUGAAAGUUGUGAUCAAUAUAAACCAACUAAUGAUAGCAUUCAUAUCGAUCCAUACAAUAGUUUUAUAUUUAAUACUAGUUUGAAUGGGAGUAAUGCGGGAAAAGUUUUGAUUUAUAAUCAAAUGAAUAAAAGUCAUAAAUUCUAUGAUUUACGAAAUAUGAAUUACGAAGAAUGUAAGAACUGUUUAGUUCCAACAUUUAUUGAAGACUUGAAAAACAUGAAUAAUUCAGAUAUGAUUAUCAAUGGUAUGACUGACUUCAAUGAUAUCAGACAAUAUCUAUUGGUAUUCAAUGUGUCGGGAAAACCAAAAUUCUGUACAAUUGAUGGCAAACAACAACUAAAUACUUCGUGCUCCGAAAGUAAUCUCCAGUCCAUUGCUUCUCAUUGUUUUGAUAGCAAUGAAGACAACACUACGACUACACCGGACAACACUAACAUUAUUCUUGCUUUGAGUUUGAUUUUGAUGAUUGUUAUCAUAUUUGGAGUCAUUAUUAUUACAAUUAUUUCCUUAUAUAUAUACAAUCGAUGGUUUAAAACCCCAAAACCUCAAGAGAAAAAUCUAAAACGAAUUGAGUCGACAUCAAACAGUAAUAUGAUUGGACGUAUUGACUCAAAUCUUCAGUGGAAUAUGAAAGUGUCUUCAAUGACCACAUCUGAUCCCAAUAGCAUCUCAAGUCAACCAAAGACAACAAAGUCAUCGGUUCCCGAACUUAAACGUCGUUCGACUAGUGUUUAACUUAUCGUCAAUUUCUUUA
This is a messenger RNA of Oppia nitens, 1284 nucleotides long. RefSeq lists its product as uncharacterized. The transcript has 6 exons. Lineage: Eukaryota; Metazoa; Arthropoda; Arachnida; Sarcoptiformes; Oppiidae. The coding region runs from base 123 to 1265 and encodes 380 amino acids. The record is from RefSeq and is a predicted model, not a curated record.